AUGCACUUCCCUUCUAUUCUUCCCUUUGUCGCUUUGGGCCUUGGAGUAGCCAAUGCCGCCGCUAUUGACGACAGCGACAUGCUCGAUUCCCGUGCACCUCGGUGUGAGGCAGGCAUCAACCUGAUCAGACUCGAUCUCAGGCAUGGUAAAUCAUUCACUGGGUUUGGCAAACCAGGCGACUGCAAAAAUCUCCCAAGGAAUGUCAAUAACUUUGAUGUUGAUUCCCGAGGCACUAAGUCGCUUGUGCCAUGCUUUGAGUGCACGGUAUACGAGAAAUCCGAUUGUCAGCCUGGUGACAGCAUAACGAUUGGAGGCAGUAGAGCAUUCAAGGCUAUGGGCAAAAAGAAGCAGCACUGGAGGAGCUGGAAGUGCGAGUGCAAGGACUAAACGGCAACGAUGAAGAGUAUAAGAUUGACUCUGGAGGAGACAGUGGCGGCAGAAAGGGGAAGACUAGUAGGG
This is a messenger RNA of Fusarium odoratissimum NRRL 54006, 459 nucleotides long. RefSeq lists its product as uncharacterized. The coding region runs from base 1 to 387 and encodes 128 amino acids. NCBI's taxonomy places the organism in Eukaryota, Fungi, Ascomycota, Sordariomycetes, Hypocreales, Nectriaceae. The transcript has a single exon. The record is from RefSeq and is a predicted model, not a curated record.